Molecule: messenger RNA, 1797 nt
Organism: Penicillium arizonense
Lineage: Eukaryota; Fungi; Ascomycota; Eurotiomycetes; Eurotiales; Aspergillaceae
Exons: 2
Coding region: 1-1797 (598 amino acids)
Source: RefSeq, a predicted model, not a curated record
AUGACUGUCCACCUGGCCGACGAUGAACUGUUCACGAGAGCCAUCUCCGGAUACCGCGAAGUGUUUUUGGUUCAACAUUCCCACCUCUCGGAAUCCGAACAGAUCCAACUCUGGAGGGAACGGCUCGGUCAGUUCAUGCCGGCCCCCCAGGAUGAGCCCGUAGGGAAACCAGGGAAACGGUCUCGACAAGAUGCGACUCCUCGGACGAUACCUCCCUGUGACUCUGGUCUCCCACGGGCAAAACGGAGAGCCACCACCCCGGACCUCGCAGUCUCCGAUCUGACGCGGAACCUCUCGCACGCCUCCUCUCCUGACCUACCGCGGACCGCGUCCCUGUCGACUCCCGAGGGAGCCUACCGUCACACCGCCAUGGUCCGCUCCCAAAGCCAGCAGAUCCCGGUCUCCCACCGACACCCGCCUGCCGGGGCCGCCAUGGGCAAACGCCAAUCCUUCGGCCCCCGGACCCGUCGUCUCGACCAUGUCGACGAGUAUUCGCCCUCCGAGUACGCCCGCUAUUUGGACACCUCGCAGCCGUUUGACGCGGCCUGGACUUUCAAUGGACGGACUGGACCAUCCUCCCCGUGCCCCUGGACGUCCCCCUUCGACCAGGCCUCGACAUCGGCAGUGGAAAUGUCACGCAGCGAAACCACCGACUCACUCAUCGGCGGCAUCGACAUGUUCCGCUUUGACUCGUCCGGACCAUCGCAGACCCCAACAUCCAUCGGCUCCGUUCCGCCGGACUGGGUGCCAGCUUCCUCCCCUUUCACGUAUCAAGACCCCUUUCUCUCUGUGUAUCCUGACCUAGAUCCCACAAUCCCCAUGACGUUCUCCAACACCUCCCCCUUCUCAACCUCCGCUCCCCCAUCCACCCCCUUUUGCCCCAUGCCCCACGCCUUUCCCUCAAUGGAGGCAGCGGAAAUGAGACCCUCGGAUUCAUUCGACAGCAUCAACUCGGCAGCUUCACAAUCUCGCGCCGCACGCCGCACUCACGAGCAAAUCGCCCAUGGCGCCCGUCCCAUCGCGCCAAAGCGCGACUCCCACGACAGCACCAUGACCCUCUCCGACCCAAGGGACCCGCACAAGAUGCUGCGCAUCUCCUCGGCAGACGGCACGACCAAGGAAGUGGCCGCCAUCCCCAAAGCAUCAAUCCACAGACCCCCACGCCCAAAGACAUACUGCCACCUCUGCCAAGACCAUCCAGACGGCUUCCACGGCGAUCACGAGCUGCGCCGCCAUAUCGAGCGCGUGCAUUCUUCCGUCCGCAAGGUCUGGGUGUGUGUCGAUAUCUCGACCGAUGGGAAUUUCCUAGGGAACUGCAAGGCUUGUCGGAAUGGGAAGAAGUACGGGGCGAAUUAUAAUGCCGCUGCGCAUUUACGUCGUACCCAUUUCAAUCCUUGUCAGCGGGGUCGCGGUGGGCGUGGGAAGGAAAGUGAGAAGCGCGGUGGGAAGGGCGGUGGUAAUUAUCCGUCUAUGGACGUGUUGAAGCAUUGGAUGGUCGCCACUGAGGAGGUCAUUGACGGCGCAUCUCUGGAUGGUGUCGAGUCGGGGGUUCUAGUUCGGGGUGAGCGCAAUGUUCCGAUGCAUUUCGAGGUCGACGCGACUGUCUGCGAGACUGUUGAAGAUCAUGUCCCGUUUAAUAUGGGUUCGGCGCCAUUUGAUGGGUAUGGUCAGUUCUCCGAGGUCCCUGGCGCGCCGUUCAAGCUCGAUCUUGAUCUCGAAGAGCAAGCUCCUCCCAAGUCUCCGGUCUAUUUCGACCCUCAGCGACCGUUCUCGCCAGAAGUGGAUUCGUAUGUGUGA